Messenger RNA from Aedes albopictus (Asian tiger mosquito), 1371 nucleotides. RefSeq lists its product as uncharacterized. The transcript has 2 exons. The coding region runs from base 1 to 1371 and encodes 456 amino acids. NCBI's taxonomy places the organism in Eukaryota, Metazoa, Arthropoda, Insecta, Diptera, Culicidae. The record is from RefSeq and is a predicted model, not a curated record.
AUGGUGAUAAUGCUUGUCCAGGAGUACGAUGACAAAAUGCUUGCGCUCCUUAACGACUCUGCAUACAAGGUUCUACAAAACGAUCCCACCGCUAGUCUUCAGAAGAAAACCAACAACAUGGCAAAACGGCUGGCCGAUCUCAAGCUGAUUGACCGAUCCACGCUCGGCAGAUUGCAAACCCAAUCAGCAACCUGCCCCCGCAUAUAUGGACAACCGAAGGCGCAUAAACCGAACCUGCCGUUGCGUCCCGUUGUACCUAACAUCACAGCCCCCACGUACCAGUUGUCGAAAUUCAUCGCUCACAUUCUACAAACCACCUUCACCAGCCAGUACAACGUCAAGGACAGCUUUACAUUCGCCCAGGAAAUCAACGCAAUCACCAUACCGUCGGAGCAUGUCCUCGUCUCUUUUGACGUGGUCUCCCUAUUCACCAACAUUCCGAAGAACCUCAUCAUUCGCAGUAUCAUUUUUCGAUGGACAGAUAUCAAAAAGGGAACAGAGAUCAAUUUGGAUCUGUUUUUAGAAAUGAUUGAAUUAUGUCUGGACAACAGUUACUUCAAGUUCAGAGACAAAUACUACCAGCAGACGUUUGGAACUGCCAUGGGUAGUCCCCUGUCGCCGAUACUUGCAGACUACGUUAUGGAGGAUUUGCUCGGGACGGUCAUCAAUAGAAUAGGAUUCACCCCUCCGGUGAUAAAGAAGUACGUAGACGACCUGUUCCUCGUCCUACAUGAAUCCCAGGUCGAGCACAUCCUGGGCAUCUUCAACCAAUACGACCCACACCUACAGUUUACCAUGGAAUUGGAGAAGGAAGGCGCACUCCCUUUCCUCGACACGCUAGUCAUCCACAACACCGACGAUCACACGCUCCAAACCAGGUGGUAUUCGAAGGCAAUAUCGUCUGGUCGCCUGCUGAACUACCAUUCAUACCAUCCAACAAACAUGAAGCUGAACGUAGCCACCAACUUCAUCAAACGUGUAACACAACUGACUACCAGCAUGCCCAUUGAACAGCAGAAACACAUCAUCUUCCAGAAUCUACGGCAAAACAACUACCCAUCUUCCCUCAUCAACCGAUUGAUGAAUCGCACACGAAUUGCAGUAACACCAAGCACAGCUCACAGCUCAUUUCACGCCGAAGCAGAACCACAACAAUCCCCUCAGCCACCUGCCAACCACCACCCAACGCUCGAACCGCAACCACCGCCACCGCCUCGAAUUCCACCGCCACCAACCAACAUAAACACAUCAGAAGUUCCUCCAACCGAAGUCCAAGCAACCGCUGCAACAUACAAAUCGCUUCCAAACAUCCCAACACUAACACCGUCGAUCAUCGGAAUCCUGAAAAAAGAUUACUCUUCAUUUUCGUAA